AUGGGCGACGGGCAUGUCGAGGACGAAAAGCUUGCGACAUCGAAGGGUGUCAGUUUCGGCAUCAUCAACUUCUGCAUUCUCGGAGAGAAUCAUCGGCUCCCAAGAUUAUUCCGUAUUAUCCCUGUGAUGCUACACGGGAACAACGUGUCAAUUGAAACGUUCGCUUUCCUAGAUGAAGGUUCCGACUUGACGAUGGUGGAAGAGGAUCUGGCUGCGAAGCUAGGUGUGAAAGGCACUCCGUACCCUCUAUGCCUUCGAUGGACCGGCGAUGCUUCACGAAUGGAGAAAGGAUCGCAGCAGAUAACCCUCGAUAUCACCGGGAUCGAUCAGCGUAAGCGUUACAAGCUGAUAAAUGCGAGAACCGUGGAGAACCUUAGUCUGCCUUCCCAAAGCUUCCAAAUGGAGGAAGCCGCUAAACGACAUCCACAUUUGAAGGGUAUUCCGAUAAGUAGUUAUCAGAAUGCUAAACCUAGGAUACUAAUCGGCAUCGAUAACCUGCGGCUGGCAGUUCCACUGAAAACACGAGAAGGUGUAGGGUCAGUCCCGGUGGCGGUUAAGACAAGGCUAGGUUGGUGCGUUUACGGUCCUCGCGGAAACAAUGAACGAGAAUCGUACAGCUUCCACGUUCGCGAAUGCGAUUGUAACGAAAACCUUCACGGAAUUGUAAAGGAGUUUUUCGAUAUUGAAUGUACUGGAGUUGUUCCGACUAUUAAUUCACUGACAAAGGAGGAAGAGCGAGCACUGACUAUCCUGGAGACCACAACUAGAAGAGUUGGACAGCACUUUGAGACUGGGUUACUGUGGAAAGAAGAUCAGGUUGAAUUUCCCAACAGCUACUUGAUGGCACUACGUCGUCUGGAAUGCUUGGAGCGUCGGAUGGAACGCGAAACAAAACUGAAAGAGAGCCUACACCGACAAAUACGCGAGUACGAAGAAAAGGGCUACGCACACAAAGUAACACAAACAGAGCUCGAAGCAGCUGAUCCGAGAAAGAUGUGGUAUCUACCGAUAGGAGCGGUAGUGAACCCCAAGAAACCGGAGAAGGUGCGUAUUAUCUGGGAUGCGGCUGCGAAAGUAGAUGACGUCUCGCUGAAUAGCAAACUUCUUAAAGGCCCGGAUCUACUUUCCUCACUCCCAGGAGUCCUAUUCCGGUUCAGGCUGUACUGGAUAGCAGUGACAUCGGACAUACAGGAGAUGUUUCAUCAGCUCCGAAUUCGCGAGGAGGACAAGGUGUCUCAACUGUUUUUAUGGCGCACCAAUCCAUCUGAUAAGCCUACUGUUUACGUAAUGGAUGUUGCUACGUUUGGAAGCACGUGCUCGCCAGCGUCGGCGCAAUUUGCGAAAAAUCGAAAUGCCGAACAACAUUCUGAACUCUUCCCGGAAGCGGCAAAGGCCAUAGUUCACGAUCAUUAUGUCGAUGAUUACCUUGCAAGUUUUAGUUCUCCGGAGGAAGCAGCGAAGGUAGCAAGUGGUGUGCGACACGUUCAUAGUAACGGAGGCUUUAAGCUUCACAACUGGAGAUCAAAUUGCGACGCUGUACUCAACAAUCUAGGAGAAGCACCGCAUGGUGCAGAGAAACAGCUGAUCAUGGCCGAAACCGCGAAGACGGAAAGGAUACUUGGUAUGUUGUGGAACCCAACCACCGAUGAAUUGAGUUUCUCCACUCACAUGAGCAACGAAGUGCAAACACUUAUUCGCACAGCAACGCGGCCGACAAAGAGGCAGGUUCUGCGAUGCGUAAUGGCCCUAUUCGACCCUUUAGGGAUCUUGUCGCCGUUCAUCAUUCACGGUAAAGUGUUGAUACAAGACCUGUGGCGUGAAGGCACGGAGUGGGACGAGCAAGUCAGUGACCAGGUAUACCUAAAGUGGAAAAGGUGGAUACAGAUGAUCGAAUAUAUCGCUGACAUUCGGAUCCCGAGAUGCUAUUUCCGUCGUGCUAAUGCCAGUGAAGGGGCCUAUGCUUGCGCUGUCUAUUUGCGCACCGUCGACGAGGACGGACACCCACAGUGCUGUCUGAUAGGGGCCAAAUCCAAAGUCGCCCCUUUGAAGCCCUGGUCCAUACCAAGGUUAGAGCUGCAAGCAUGCGUGCUAAGCACAAGGUGGUCCAAAUUUAUCAAAGAAAAUCUUGAAGUACCAGUGAAAUACUUCAACGACGACAGCAAAUGGUUUCGAGGGCCCAACUUUCUGUAUAUGUCCAACGAAGAGUGGCCGUAUGUUGAAACGCCAGGUAUUGCAACUGUAGAAGAAAUUCGUACAUCGAUUCUGCAUCACACUACGAUCCAGCCAGCUGUGUGUUUCGAACGAUUUUCCUCUUGGGAAAGAUUGGUGCGUGUUACGGCGUACGUUCUUCGAUUCCUGCGCAACACAUCCAGAAGACAGGCAAAGAUCAAAGGACCUCUACAACAUGUGGAACUACGGGCGGCUGAAGAAAACAUCAUCAAGUUAGUGCAGAAAUCAUACCCUGAAGAAGUUGCCGCUUUGGUAUAUAAGUCAUCGAAUGAAACGGCACAGCAGGUUAUUGAGAAAAAUAGUCGUAUCUACAAACUGGUACCAGUGCUGGACGAAAAUGGAUUACUGCGAGAGCGUGGACGUAUUGGGGCUGUUCAGAAUAUUUCCUACGACGUCCAACAUCUUUAA
Molecule: messenger RNA, 2637 nt
Organism: Armigeres subalbatus
Lineage: Eukaryota; Metazoa; Arthropoda; Insecta; Diptera; Culicidae
Exons: 4
Coding region: 1-2637 (878 amino acids)
Source: RefSeq, a predicted model, not a curated record